CAUUCCUCAGUUUCCAGCCUCACGAAGAAGCACUUUACCCUUAGCGGAGCCCCAGUGCCACAAAGGAGAAGCAUCCAAAUACAAUCAAGCAGCGUGGCCCUAAUCGAACCCCUGUCUUAAAGUGAAGCCACGCCCCUUAUUUGGCUCCACGGUAUCAUAAAGCUCAGCUCUCUGUCAUUAGUGUCCUCACACAGCGGAACGACAGUUACCCACUCAGCAUUCCCUCGGUAGCUGUGGCUUCUCAGUGGCCGCUCUCCUAAAUAAAACGAAGCUAAAAAUAUCCGCUCGCGGGCAGAGGCUGCAGCGCGCGGGGACGCGAGCGGAACCGGCGCGUGACGUAAAGGGGAGCACCUUAUAAACACACGGGAGAACCAACACGCGCAUCUGGCGCGCCCACCUGUCCUCGAGCUAGGCAGUGUCAGCGGCGCGUUUCGCGCGAGGAGCGGUAAAGGAACAGGUGGAGGCAGAAGUUCAUUCGGUGAAGAAGCCGCUCGCUGCGCAAUGUCACUCGGAUGUCAUUCUCGGUUCUUGAGCCCGGGGAUGCGAGGGGCUCCGCAAGUCAGCCUGACCCGAAGUGGGCACGAGUAGAGCCUCUGUGGGGGUGACUUCUGGCACGAGUGGGCUUACCUGGUUGUCGACGCCCGCGGCUUGGCUGCUCUCUUCUACACGAAGUCCAUGUUGCCCGGCGCUUAGCAGGUGAACAAGUUCAACGUAACUUCUGGCUGCCUUUGAUUUCUGUCACAUCACUUCAUUGCCUUUUUAUCUUAUAUGAUCAACAACAGUGUUGGAACAAAAAUGGAGAGUCUCAGCGAACUUCAGAACCCACUCCUAGACAAAAACAGUAAGCAUGUCAAAGGUGACUAUUCCUAUCAAGGGGACUUUACUGGAAAUCAGUAUCAGGAGAAUAUUUUUAAUUAUUUUGUCAGUGGCUCUAAUAAAGCUAAGACUCAUCAGCUACUGGAUGCCACAUCCCUGCAACUGGCAGUUGAAGCCUUCUAUCGACCCAACUUUAUUUUGUACAAGGAUGACUCAAACAUUAAAAAUAAGGAUUAUAAGAGUGAAUGCUGUGAAACAACAUUUACAGAGAACAAGGACAGUGCUGCUGAAGGAACAGAAGAGCUCGAGUCAAAACUGCUGGACGCUGCUGAUAACGAUGGGAAAAUCCAUACAGUCUCUUACGAGGUGGAAGAAGAUGAAUACCAUGAGUUUGAGAGUGACUGCUCCAGUGACAGUGAAAGUGAAGACAACUUUAUCCGAGUGCCACCAAGAGAUCAUUUAGGCCUCGCCAUUUUCUCCAUGCUCUGCUGCUUUUGGCCACUUGGUAUUGCUGCCUUUUAUUUUUCACAAGGGACCAGUAAGGCAAUUACAAAGGGUGAUUUUCUCCUGGCAAGCUCUGCAUCUAGAAGAGCCCUUUUCCUGGCAGCUUUGUCAAUCACCAUUGGCACAGGAGUUUACGUUGGAGUUGUUGUAGCUCUCAUUGCCUAUUUGUCUAAAUCAGGACACGUAUAACAUCUGGCCAGGGGCGAUAUGCUCUUCAGAACUUGGAAUUAGAAACUCCAGAUACUGCAUGUUUUCUUAAAUUUCCUAUCUUCAACUCAGUGAUGUGGAUGAAUGGAGAGAGGGCCCAAUUUUUACACUACCCAUUGGAAGUAAGAACAGUUCUCAUCUUGUUUAUGGAACCCUUUUCUUUAUAACUUUAUCUGCUGUUCUGUCUGCUUUGCAACAAGACUAAAAAAAAAAUAAAAUAAAUAAAUUCACUUAUGGAUUGGGAUGACUUUUCAGAUGGUACUAACGGUGAGCUGCAGUAUCACUUCUGCCAUAUCAUUCUGGAUAACAAAAGCUGAACAUUUAAAGUUUUCUUUUCUUGUACAGAAUACAUGUUUUAAUGCAGUAAUUGUAUAGAGUGUAUAUAAGAAAAUUGUAAAACAUUGAACAGUAAUUAUCUGCACAGUUCAAAAUGUCAGGGUAAUGCGUAGUCGUGAUCUACAUGUAUGUGACUUUAUCUGUAAUAUUCAGACAGUGUAUGUCCAAGUGAAUGCUGUUUUGCAACAAAUAUCUCGGUGGGAAUCAAAUGUUUACUUAGUUCUUGGAUAAGGGCUUUUUCCUCUGCUAAAUGACAGUUCUGACACAAACAGGUACAUCUUUAUUCCUUUGGCACAUGGAGGUAUUAAGAGAAACAAAAGGGGGAAUACAAUUUAACAAAAUCAAUAUGUGUAAAUAAAAAAAAAUCUCUUUUCAGCAAUAUAUAACAUGUGAAAAGAAUUUACUGGUAUUUUCAAAUUUAGCACGGUAAGAGGUUCUUUGACAACGUUUUGUGUUUUAAUAAAUGGCCCUGUACGUUUUAUUCUAAAAUUCAUUGUGGCACUGCAUUUCAUACUUUUA
Messenger RNA from Erpetoichthys calabaricus (reedfish), 2382 nucleotides. It is a transcript of the gene syndig1l, whose product is annotated as synapse differentiation inducing 1-like. The record is from RefSeq and is a predicted model, not a curated record. The transcript has 4 exons. Lineage: Eukaryota; Metazoa; Chordata; Cladistia; Polypteriformes; Polypteridae. Gene Ontology annotation, cellular component: membrane; intracellular membrane-bounded organelle. Bases 769 to 1509 code for a protein of 246 amino acids.